Molecule: messenger RNA, 1962 nt
Organism: Prosopis cineraria
Lineage: Eukaryota; Viridiplantae; Streptophyta; Magnoliopsida; Fabales; Fabaceae
Exons: 4
Coding region: 286-1548 (420 amino acids)
Biological process (GO): regulation of mRNA processing; protein phosphorylation; spliceosomal complex assembly
Molecular function (GO): ATP binding; protein kinase activity
Source: RefSeq, a predicted model, not a curated record
AAAUGUAAGACCCACAUUCAGACACAAGACAAAGAAGCGAAGAAGGAAGGAAGGUGGAGAAAAAAGUGGAAAGAUUGAAGAGCUUCUCUUGUCACGCCUCACAAAUAUUGGCACUUUUCUCUCUUUCCUUCUUUAUUUCCUUUUCCCCAAAUCAAAGCUUCAAAUUUGGUCAAGUCCUAGAAAUCCUACGUCCAGGCAAUUUCAAUCAACAGUCAAAUCAUUUCUUAAUUCGAUUCAGAUCAGACUCUUUUUACGGAUAAUUUACAAGAAAACUUUUGAAAAGAGAUGUCUUGCUCGUCGUCAUCAGGGUCCGAGGAAGAGGAUGAGGGCUUCGAUUCCUACAGAAAGGGAGGGUACCACGCCGUCAGGGUUGGCGAUCAGUUCGCCGGUGGGAGGUACAUAGCACAGAGAAAGCUGGGCUGGGGUCAGUUUUCUACCGUCUGGCUCGCAUUCGAUACUCGCAAUUCUACAUAUGUUGCCCUCAAAAUUCAGAAAAGUGCAGCCCAGUUUGCCGAUGCUGCCCUUCAUGAGAUAAAUGUUCUUUCAUCCAUUGCUGAGGGCGACCCUUCAAAUUCAAAGUGUGUUGUCCAAUUGAUCGACCACUUUAAGCACUCAGGCCCAAAUGGGCAGCACCAUUGCAUGGUCCUUGAGAUGCUUGGUGAUAGCUUGCUUCGUCUGAUCAGAUAUAGACAUUACAAAGGCCUCCCAAUGAAUAAACUUAGAGAAAUUUGUAAAUGCAUUUUGAUUGGUUUGGAUUACUUGCAUAGAGAACUUGGAAUAAUCCACUCAGACCUAAAGCCUGAAAAUGUCCUUCUCUUAUCCACCAUUGAUCCUGCUAAAGACCCUCUUAGAUCUGGACAAAGCCCGAUUCUGGAGAGGCCUGAGGGAAGCAUGAAUGUCGGAUUUUCAAGUGUCAUUGAGAAAAAGCUAAAAAGGAGAGCAAGAAGGGCAGUUGCUAAAAUAUCAGGAAGAACUUCAUCAUUGGGAGAAGCUGGAGUGGUUCCAAAACCCGACAGAAAUGUUGAUGGAGUUGAUGUGCAAUGCAAGAUAGUCGAUUUUGGAAAUGCAUGCUGGGCAGAUAAGCCAUUUGCAGAAGAAAUCCAGACAAGGCAGUAUAGAGCUCCUGAAGUUAUAUUGCAGGCUGGGUAUUCGUUCUCUGUUGACAUGUGGUCUUUUGCUUGCAUUGCUUUUGAGCUCGCCACGGGUGAUAUGAUGUUUACUCCCAAGUCUGGACAAGGUUUUAGUGAGGAUGAGGACCACCUUGCCCUGAUGAUGGAACUCCUUGGAAAGAUGCCCCGGAAGGUUGCCGUUAGUGGAGCAAAAUCCAGGGAUUUCUUUGACAGGCAUGGGGAUCUAAAAAGAAUUAGGAGGCUGAAAUUCUGGCCACUUGACAAAUUUUUGAUUGAUAAAUACAAGUUUUCAGAGAGUGAUGCUCGUGAGUUUUCAGAAUUUAUUUGCCCCCUUCUGGAUUUUUCACCAGAGAAGCGGCCAACAGCACAACAGUGCUUAGAACACCCUUGGCUUAAUGGUCAAGCCAACUCCAAAUAAUGAGAAAUGAUUCUAGUUUUUGAAAAGUUGAUGGUUGGGAUGUUGACAGACUAAUGGAAGAAAGUUAUUUGACAGAGCCAUAGUUACUGCAUUUUAAGCUCCUCCUUCCACAUAUGAUGACCUGUUAUUGGUUGUGAUUCAUUUUUUAUUUGUUCACGUUGUUAUUUUUUAUUGGAUCAAUAUACACAAAGAUAUGUAUAGUAGAGAAUUUUGUUCCUCUAGAGACGAUAUGCACGGGAAUUUGCGUGUAUAUUCUUUUUUCUAAUAAAGUUAUUUUGUAUCCAGUAUUAUUGGAUCAAAAUCGAAUGUUUUGGGGUCCAUCUUGUAUGUAUAUGUUCUAGCUACUGGUGACAUUCAUCCCAUUGAAGUUGUAGAAGCUUUGAGGAGAAAGGAGCAUGUGCUAUUGUGUUGUGA